CGCGUUUGUUUCAGCGUGGACAUUAGCAGUGAACAUGGCGAACUGGUGUGUACGUGCGGUCAGGCAGAGCUAUACUCUUAUAGCAUCCCCUACACUUGUAAGGGCUACCCCACGUCUCCUUUGUACAGCAGCACAGCAGACAAGUUCAGGGAUUGGAACUGAAGAGGAGAAUGGUGCUCAGAAGCCAGAGCCCAGUGCGGCAGAAAAAGCCUUGACCGAAGAAAAGACGCAACUAGAAGAACAGCUGAAAGAUGUUACGGAUAGAUACAAGCGGGCACUAGCAGACACAGAGAACCUUAGGCAACGGAGUCAAAAGAUGAUUGAUGAUGCUAAACUAUAUGGAAUCCAGGGCUUCUGCAAAGAUCUGUUAGAAGUAGCAGACAUCUUGGAGAAGGCAACAGAAAGUGUACCUAAAUCAGAAGUAACGGCUGCAAAUCCUCACCUGAAAAAUCUAUAUGAUGGCCUUGUAAUGACUGAGGUGCAGAUUCAAAAGGUCUUCAGAAAACAUGGUCUUAUUAAGCUUAACCCUGAUGGUCAGAAAUUUGAUCCUUAUGAGCAUGAGGCUGUCUUUCACGCACCUGUGGAUGGAAAGGAGCCUGGUACCAUAGCCAUAGUUACUAAAGUGGGUUACAAGCUGCAUGGGCGCACCCUGCGGCCAGCUCUGGUGGGUGUGGUCAAAGCCCCCUAACUGGUUUUAUACACAAUGGUUGUAAUGGGUUAUUGCCUGAAAAACAGAUCAGCUCUUGCAAGUUAGCUGGUCUAAGUUCCACCUCUUUUGCUAAAGGUGCCUCCGAGAGGCAAAAUCUUAUGUAAUGAUAACUGAAGAACAAUGCCAGACUAAUCAAGUUGGAGUAAUGUAUUGAUAAUUCUAAAUAAAAAAACAAUAGUACUUGGGUAUAUUUUAAGAGCUUAGUAAGUGUGUGUGUGUGUGGUAGAAGAUACACAGAAUCUUUAAUUACCUGGAUCAGUUUUCUUUUGGGGAUCAGCAUCAUUCCAGGGGCUCUUGAGAUUUAACAAGUCAAUGUACUGCAGCUUAUAACGCAGUGUAUUAAACACUGUUACCCAUAUUUGCUCUUAAAAUAAACACCAAAAACAUUAGCAGUUCAUCACCACCUUGUACCGUGUCAUUUAUGGAUGACGUCAACAGAUUCCAGAUGUUUAAUUUUCAGUGUUAUGCAGGUUUUUUGCAUAAUAAUUACUGACUGCCCUCAGGUCAAUAAUAGAUUCUGGGAAGAUUUGAAGAGAGGAGGGAUGUCUUUGUGAUGCUGAUAGGCCUGUGCUUUAUAAAUUCAUAUGUAAAGCUGUUUGUAAUAUGAAUGCACUGAUGAUGACCUGACAUGAAAAUAUGAACAUUAGAUAUUAGCAUUUCUUUGCACCUGUUUUCAGUUUAUCCAUCUGCAGAAGCAAACAGACUGUCCAAUAAAGUUGUACCUGUACCUCUUCAAAUAUAGUGCUGUCAUUAGACCUUCCAUGGAUCUGUUCAUAUGUUUGGUGAUGUUUUCAUAAAAUGGUUUAAAAAGGUACAUUCAAGCCUUUAAUUUGUGUGUGUAUUACUGUUAAUUUAAGUCAAAUAUAAUGCAAGUGUAGAAUUGUUCUUCAGUACUUAAGGCUAGAAAAAAAAACUUAAAUUACACUUGAUGUAAACAUUGACUCCAGAAAUGUAGAUCUCCAGAAAUGUAUGUUGGGACUCAAGCAAUUAAGUUGGUUUGAAACCAUAUAGCAAUUUGUUGUAAAAACAAAUGGACAAGAACAAUUAUAUUUCAACACUUUAAUACAAAGUAAGAAAGAGCAUGACAUAUUCAAUAAAAUACAUCUUUUCACAUAUUCAAGUUCAACAUUUUUGACAAAUAUGAUGCUUCCAGAAUGGGCUAUUUUACCAAAGAACAUUCAUGCCACACCCAAGCAGAAAAAAGCCUCGUAAUUUUUUAAUUGUCACAUUGUCUUCAAAAAUUAUAAAGCUGUUCUUGAGAUGGUGUCUUAACUGUUAUCAUUUUCAGUAUGUAUUCCCGUCUAACAUUUUCAUUUACUUCAGAAAAAUAAUUA
Molecule: messenger RNA, 2043 nt
Organism: Xyrauchen texanus (razorback sucker)
Lineage: Eukaryota; Metazoa; Chordata; Actinopteri; Cypriniformes; Catostomidae
Product: grpE protein homolog 1, mitochondrial-like
Exons: 4
Coding region: 35-688 (217 amino acids)
Biological process (GO): protein import into mitochondrial matrix; protein folding
Cellular component (GO): PAM complex, Tim23 associated import motor
Molecular function (GO): protein-folding chaperone binding; protein homodimerization activity; adenyl-nucleotide exchange factor activity
Source: RefSeq, a predicted model, not a curated record